This is a messenger RNA of Lentinula edodes (shiitake mushroom), 636 nucleotides long. RefSeq lists its product as uncharacterized. The record is from RefSeq and is a predicted model, not a curated record. Lineage: Eukaryota; Fungi; Basidiomycota; Agaricomycetes; Agaricales; Omphalotaceae. Bases 1 to 636 code for a protein of 211 amino acids. The transcript has a single exon.
AUGUCCAUUACUGCACGCGAAGAGUGGUACGACUAUGAGUACCACCGCGGGUUAUACACCGAGGCUCUUGAACGCUUCGAACUUCGGCCCCAUGAUCCCCUCAUUGCCUACGAGAUGGUGUGGGCCUAUUCGAUGGCCGAAACACGCACCGUCCCUGUGGGGGCCAUUCCGCUCGCUGCUUUUCCUUUAGAGUCUUACGACCUACUUCCGCAACUCCCUACCGGUACCCUGUCGACGUUGCCUCGCGUUGCUGUAGCGACGGCUAUUAGCUGGAAUCCGGGUUUGUUGCAGAAACUGGCUUUCGAGCGGGAGCGCCUGGUGGUAAUACUCGAGGAGGGGAAUGGGGAAGCGGGGUCGAGGACAGUGGUUUACUUUGGCAGUGACCAGUGGGAACGCACACUUCUCCUCCUACCACCGCCUGCUUACCGACCCUGUAGAUUCUUCAGUUUCGCUACUCUGUUAAGGGCUGUUACCUUCGUGUACGAGUUCUGGCACACAGAGCCGAGUCAUGACCAUUGCGACGGUACUGUUUUUGGUAACCGGUGGUUGCGGGACAAUUUGGUACGGGAGUACGAGAGGGGAGCGGACCACUGGGAAGGCAUUGAGCGGGGUUGGAGCUGGUUGGGGAACGUGUAG